Messenger RNA from Gossypium raimondii (Peruvian cotton), 2803 nucleotides. RefSeq names its product granule-bound starch synthase 2, chloroplastic/amyloplastic. Bases 289 to 2484 code for a protein of 731 amino acids. The transcript is spliced from 8 exons. Gene Ontology annotation, molecular function: alpha-1,4-glucan glucosyltransferase (UDP-glucose donor) activity. Lineage: Eukaryota; Viridiplantae; Streptophyta; Magnoliopsida; Malvales; Malvaceae. The record is from RefSeq and is a predicted model, not a curated record.
GAUGUAACACCUGACCUUUCCGCUCUUUGAUUUGCCAUUCACCCUUUUUCUUCUGUUCUCUGUUCUCGAAUCCCAAUUUCCUCCGUUAGUGUCUAUUCCCACUACUUCAAUAUAUAUAAAAAAAAAAGCUAUUUUAUUUUUCUAAAAACAAUUAAACUUUUUCUUCUUCUUUUUUUUGGCCUUUUUGGUCAUUCCCAUUUCCCAAAUCAUCUUCUUGAUUGUUAAAAUAAGUACCCUUUUUUCAGUUCUUUAUGAUUUAUUUUGUUUCAUAGUUUCUAGAACUAGGAAAUGGCUUCCAUUGGCGGUUCUUCCACUAUCAUCAUUGAAGGAAAAAGUAGACAUGUUUUCACUUCCUCAACUUUGAGUCCAACAAAGAUUGAAAAUUUGGCUGUUUUUAGUGGUUCAACUAGUGGGGUUUCUUUGUUUUGUAAUAGAGGGCAGCUUUGGAGGCUUAAGCCUGUGAGAAUUGCUGGUGAUGACCCAGAGGGUUCACUUCAGUUUACAAUUAAGAAGAGCAAGAAGAUUGCAGAAAGAAGGAAAUUGGUUUCAUCCAUAAAAAGUAAUAUUACUGACUUAGAUGAAGAUGAAGCUUUUCAUGAGCAGAGGGAUAAGUCACUUCCUGAUGUGGAGCUCACUUCAAGCAGCUCUAUUAGUACAGUUGAAGACAAAAAUGGGAGCAUUCUUUCAAGCAGUCAUGUUACUUCAACUGUGAAGGACGUAUCGGAGAUACGACCUUCAGAUGAAGUUGAUGAUGAACCUGAAGUACAUUUGACUUCAGAAAAGGCCUCCUCAGAUUUAGGUUCUACCAAACUGCUGAAAACCACUGAUUUGAAAGCUUUUAAGUCUGACGUGCUUCCUUCUUUUCCCUCAAGUUCCUCUGAUGCUGUCCUACUUACAUCUAUUGAGAAUGAAAAUUCGACCAAAGCAAGCCUAGAAAUGGUUGGUGAGUUACAUGAUCCUGCGGUUGAAAGUACAAAACCCCCACCACUAGCCGGUGCAAACGUCAUGAACAUUAUAUUAGUAGCUAUAGAAUGUGCCCCAUGGUCUAAAACAGGUGGGCUUGGAGAUGUUGCCGGCUCUUUACCAAAGGCUUUGGCUAGAAGGGGACACAGGGUUAUGGUUGUGGCACCUCGAUAUGCUGAGUAUGUUGAACCUCAAGAUAUAGGAGUUCGAAAGAAGUAUAAGGUGGAUGGUCAGGAUAUGGAAGUAUCAUAUUUCCACGCCUAUAUUGAUGGUGUGGAUUUCAUAUUCAUGGAUACUCCUAUGUUUCGCCAUAUGCAGUAUAACAUUUAUGCAGGAAAACGGCAGGAUAUUUUGAAGCGCAUGGUAUUGUUUUGCAAGGCAGCUGUUGAGGUUCCUUGGUAUGUUCCAUGUGGAGGUGUCUGCUAUGGAGAUGGAAAUCUGGUUUUCAUUGCUAAUGAUUGGCAUACCGCCUUGUUGCCAGUCUACUUGAAGGCUAAUUAUCGAGACAAUGGUUUGAUGUCCUUCACUAGAUCCAUUCUCGUUGUCCAUAAUAUUGCUCACCAGGGGCGGGGGCCCAUGGAGGAUUUUUGUUUUGUCGGUCUACCAGAUCACUACAAGGACCUUUUCAAGUUAUAUGACCCUGUCGGAGGUGAGCACUUCAAUAUCUUUGCAGCAGGACUAAAGACAGCAGACAGAGUGGUCACAGUUAGCCAUGGAUAUGCUUGGGAGAUUAGAACUUUGGAAGGUGGUUGGGGUUUGCAUGGGAUCAUAAAUGAAUGUGACUGGAAAUUGCAAGGUAUAGUGAACGGAAUCGAUAUGGAGGACUGGAAUCCACAACAUGAUGUUCACCUCAAAUCAGAUGGUUAUACUAACUACUCCAUCGAAACACUGCAGCCUGGCAAGGCUCAGUGCAAGGCAGCCUUGCAGAAGGAGCUCGGGCUACCUGUUCGUGAAGAUGUCCCACUGAUUGGUUUUAUUGGGAGACUGGAUCAUCAAAAGGGUGUCGAUAUAAUUGCUGAGGCAAUUCCCUGGAUGAUGGACCAGGAUGUGCAAUUAGUCAUGUUAGGCACUGGCAGACAGGACUUGGAAGAGCUGCUUAGGCAGUUUGAAGGCCAACAUCAUGACAAAGUCCGGGGGUGGGUAGGGUUUUCUGUAGAGACAGCUCAUCGUAUAACAGCUGGGGCGGAUAUUUUACUCAUGCCAUCAAGAUUUGAACCCUGUGGACUGAACCAACUGUAUGCUAUGUGCUAUGGAACAAUUCCAGUUGUUCAUGCUGUCGGUGGGUUGAGGGACACAGUGCAGCCUUUCAAUCCAUUUGCAGAGUCGGGGUUUGGUUGGACAUUCGACAGCGCUGAUGCAAGUAAGUUGAUACAUGCGUUAGGGAACUGCUUGUUGACAUAUCGUGAGUACAAAGAGAGUUGGGACGGACUUCGAAGACGGGGUAUGAUGCAAGACCUCAGUUGGGACAAUGCUGCUCAGAAAUAUGAGGAGGUCCUUGUUGCUGCCAAAUACCAAUGGUGAGCCAUCUUUGACUUAAACAUUCUAUCGAUUUCUGAGUUGGUUGACAUGGUGGAAAUCCCGACGGAAUUGAUAGCCAAGUAGGUGAGUUGGCAGAAAUCCUGGUACGAAGUAGUUGCAGCGAUGAGCUUGUUCCUGAAAAUGCUGCAAGUGUAGAUAAAUAAAUUUGGACUUUCUUUCAGUUUUCUGUUCAAAGGUUAGUAGAAAGCUUACUAUUACCAUUGUUAAUAUGAGGUGAGCUUGUUGGCUUUUUAAUCUUCCAAAUAAAUUUCUACUGUAUUAGUCUUUUAUUGCUUGAAAAAAGCUUCUAAAAGUUUGAACA